Effrenium voratum is the source of this 1185-nucleotide messenger RNA. NCBI's taxonomy places the organism in Eukaryota, Dinophyceae, Suessiales, Symbiodiniaceae. The record is from the annotation of a GenBank genome assembly.
AUGGAUGCGGUGGCGGUUGCGCUCCUGAUGACUGCCACCUUCAAGAUCAUGGCGAAUGCGACGAUCAGCCCGGCGCUGCCCGCGCUGGAAGCAAGUUUUGCCGAAGUCCCUGGCGCGGACUAUCUGGUCAGGUUCCUGGUGUCUGCGCCCUCGCUGACGGUCGUACUUGUUGCUCCCAUCGCGGGAUUGAUUGCAGAUCGCCAUGGGCGCGGGCCGUUGCUGAUUGCCGGUGUCACGCUUUUUGCAAUUGCCGGAAGCGCAGGCGCUUACCUGCCGGACCUGAACUCAAUUCUUGUGAGCCGGCUUUUGCUGGGUGUCGCUGUCGCAAUGACGAUGACCGCGCAGGUCUCGCUUGUCGGUGAUCUCUUCACCGGCGAGCGCCGCAGCUCAUUCCUGGGAUGGCAGACUGCGACCGUCAAUUUCAGUGGGUUCAUUUUCAUUGGGUUCGCCGGAUAUCUGGCAGGCCUGUCUCCGCGUCUUCCAUUCCUGAUCUACGCAAUUCCAAUACUUCUCCUGCCGUUGCUCGUGUCCAUUGGUCAUCGCGAAAAACAUGCGGGCGAAGGGGUUGAAGGAGUGCCCGCGAGCUCCACGGAAGUCACGCCCAAUCAGAGGUGGGUGAUACAGGCCCUCAUGGUUGCCGCACUGGCAAUGACGACGGUUUCACUUUUCUUCCUGAUGCCGAGCCAGUUGCCGUUCUACCUGGACCGGAGUGGUUUUGAGAGUGCAUCUGCAACGGCCGUCGCACUGGGUACAUUGACCCUGGUUGGAGGCUGUGUCGCGCUGAUAUUCAAAAGGGCUUGCAGUCGACUGGGACUGGCAUUGACCUUGUCGGUUGGAUAUCUGGUGAUGGGAGGCGGAUUUGUUGCGCUCGCCGUGGAGGCCACGUGGGUCUUUAUUUUGGCUGGUGCUGCAUUGAUCGGUGCGGGCUAUGCGUUCGUCCAACCGGGGUUUCUGCUUCUCGCUCUUAAGGUGGCACCACCGGAGCGACGGGGAACUGUCUCGGGGUUCGUGACCACCGGCAUGUUUCUUGGCCAGGUCAUUUCGCCGAUUGUCAUGACACCAUUCCUGCAAAUUGAAGGUUUCGGCGUGGUCUUCUUCGGUAUCGCGCUUGUCCUGAUGUUGCUCGCCGUAUUGUCGUUGUUACCGGCGUUUCUGCGUCUGGAAAAGAAAUCCGGUGCAACCUGA